This is a messenger RNA of Daktulosphaira vitifoliae (grape phylloxera), 980 nucleotides long. RefSeq lists its product as uncharacterized. The transcript has 4 exons. NCBI's taxonomy places the organism in Eukaryota, Metazoa, Arthropoda, Insecta, Hemiptera, Phylloxeridae. The record is from RefSeq and is a predicted model, not a curated record. Gene Ontology annotation, biological process: protein import into nucleus. Gene Ontology annotation, cellular component: nucleus. Bases 109 to 723 code for a protein of 204 amino acids.
UAGGAGAUUAAUUUCAUAGCAAUUAUAAAAAAUUUAUUUCAGUUUUUUAACAAGUUAUAAAAAACUUAAUUUAACUGUUUUAAAACCAAUUUUUUAUAAUAAAUAGUCAUGUCUAAUGUUGAUUCUAAAAUAAAAAAUCGAGCUGCUAGUUAUAAACGUGUAAAAAAUCGAGAAACUAAUUUUAGAGAUAUUUUAAGAGAAAGGUAUCGAAACUUAAUGAAAAAUAAACGUGAAACACUUUUAGAACGAGUACGUAAUGUAUCGUAUGAUAUGCGAGAAAAUGAGGUCACAUCAUUCAUUGAUAAGACAUGUAUUAAAAUGGAAGUUGAAGAUGAUGAUGGAUUUCACUCAUUAGAUGAAGAAGAACAAAUUAUUGAUGAGAUUAAACAAGAACUAUUAGAUGAAGAAAUGAAAUGGAUUGUUGCGCAAGAUUCUGAGUAUACUAUGUAUUUACAAAAUUUACAAAAUGAUUUAAUUGAGUGUCCUGUUUGUCAAACUGGUAAUAUCAAAUCAAUUGACAAAAAAAUUUCAUGUGAUGUAUGUCUCACUUCCAUUCAUACAAACCUUGAUUUAGAGACAUUAAAAAAAAAUUUAGAAGCUACAGCUACUGAACAUUCCCGAUUUUGCCAAGCAAGAAUUCAGUGUUCAGUUUUUCCAGCACCAGAUGUUAAUUCUAUGUUUAUGAUUUGUAAUAAUUGUCAGUUCCUUUUUCAAAUUUCUUAAGUAAAUAUUAAAAUAAUGUAUUUUAAUUCAAUAAAUAAAAGAAUAUGAGUUAUAGUUUUUAUUUUAUAUGUAAUAUAAUAAUUAGACCUAGUAUUAUAUAUUAUUUAGUUUUUUUUGUGAAUAUUUUUUGCUUGAAUGUAUUAAAUUUGAUUAUAUAUUUAUUUUUUUGUAUUAUUUCAAUUGUAAUUUUAUAACAAAUAAUAAAAUGUUAUUAUACUUGUGACUCACUAGAAAAUUAAAUCCAAUUGGCUAUUUAA